AGGAAGGCAAGAGAAAGUCAUAUAUUUUCAGAUAUUUAGGGGAGCGAGGAAAGCUUAUGGUGCAACGUUUUCAACUCUUUCUUCCACGCAACUUUCACGUUCUUCAUUUCCUAUAUAUUUUUUCUAUGUUUCCUUUCUAAAUCCUCACACCCAUCUUCCUCGAUUUCCGUGGCUGAACCUGUGCUCCAUGGGGCUGUAUCAUGGAAUGGCUUCGAACUCAAGCUUUGAAAGGGGAAUGGGUGUUUGUUUUAAGGAUAAUUUGUCGACUACACUGAUUGGGCCUGUUCCAGUGCAUUUUGUCAGGAGAAUUCCCAGUUCACGAUGUUUAAGACCACUCUGUUCUUCUGUGCGAAAAGAUUUAUCUGUGGCAGAAUCGAAGCGUAAUGAUCAGGGGACUCUAUCAGUUUCCAUGGAGGAAGAAUUGGACCAUGUCAUUAGAUUCAAGAUGUCUGAUUUCAAGAUUCUCGAUUGUGUCAGCACUGGCCUUGGAGGUCGGGGGGAUGAAAUAGUUUUUGAAGCACUUGUCAAUAAUCGCCUUAGCCCUUUAUACAACACAAAGGUCGUGCUUCGAAGGCUUAAGACUGCUCAGGCUCAGCGUAGAGGAAAACGAGCUAUAGAAGUGUUAAAGAAACUUGCUCGUCGCAGACUGAUGUAUCAUUCCUAUUCGAUGCAAGUUCAUGGCUACAUAUCUUCACUUAUGAGUAAUGGCCACUCCUCGUUCACUCUGGUCCAUGGGCAUCACAGUAGUUUUUCUUUGAGGCAUUGGCUGCAGCAAUCAGACUGGCUUCCCACAUUGGAAGCUACUCUUGCAUUGGAUGAAGAGUCUGUCAGAAAAGUUGGUGAUACUACAACUGGAGGACCUGCAGUUUCACGCCACUCUCGACUCAUUCGAGUAUUGAUGAGGGAUCUCUUGAUUGGAGUUAAUUACUUGCAUAGCCAUGGGCUUGCACAUACUGAGUUGAGGUUGGAAAAUGUUCACAUAAGCCCAGUUGAUAGACAUGUCAAAGUCGGAAUUUUGGGAAAUGCUGCUUACUUUCAUGAAAAUGCUGGAAGUGAUAACGCUCCUGAAAAUAACUUGGAUCGGCGGCAGAUGAUGAUUGCAUUUGACAUGAGAUGUGUGGGGUUCAUGAUGGCAAAGAUGGUUUUGCAGGAACUCAUGGAUCCAUUGAUAUUCACGAAGUUUAAAUCCUUCUUCACAAAGGGCCAUGAUCCUUCAUGCUUGCGUGAAUAUUUAUUGCGAGUCCUUGAACAUAGACUAUCAUCUGGAAAUGUUGGCUUACAAAUACUUGACAGAAAUUGGGGGGCAGGAUGGAAUCUUCUGUCCUUGUUACUUGCAAACAAGCCUUCUAAAAGAAUAAGCUGUUUAGAGGCUCUCAGGCAUCCAUUCCUUUGUGGACCAAGAUGGCGCGUAGCCCCAUCAAAGGAAAUUAUUAGAUGGGGUCUUGGUUCAACUGCAGUUCGAAUUGCAGAGGAAUAUAUUUACAGUCGUCCUCAGCGAAGAAAGCUUUCCCACUUCAUUGAGUUGAUGGAGAUGUUGACUCCUCAUUCAAAACCAAAGCAUUGGCUGGAGGUAAUUCCAGGAAAGUGGCGUUUCUUAUACUCAACAGGGAGGCACAUCGGGCUGACCCUUCGUCAACCUCCUGCUAGAGUUCUUAUUGGAGACGUGUGCUUGACAGUUGCAAGAGACUCUAAAUUAAACAAUCGCCUCUCAUUGACCUCAGACAUCGAGUUCACAGUCAUGAGAGGUCGUAACUGGCCCCAUGAUAAAAUUGGUGUCAACGGUAAACUGGUAGGUUACUCUUCCUCCAGAAUACAAGCUGGAAGAAGAUUGUACCUGAAGGAAGAAAACACCACUUCUCAGCAUGUUCUGGCUCAAAAGUUGUCUAGUCAGAAAUGGAGGAAGGUGAUUCCUUUUGAUGAGCUUCCAUCAAGCCUCCCAGCAGUAAAGCUCGUGCCAGCUGACAUUGAUUUGACAAUGAAGCUCGAUGAUCCACUGAGCGAAGACGUAGACGCUGCAAGAAAUGUAAUUCAGGAAGUCCGGACACAAGUUCCACCAGAACUGUUUGAUUUGUCAAAAUUAAUCUGUGGGACAUAUGUGGACUCCAGGCUUCUGAUUCUUCGUUCAGUAGAUGGAUCUGCCCUCUUGUUUACCAGAUCUUGUCUGGAUGAAAACCAUAGAUGACGGUAGCUUUGAGACAGAUUGUGCAGACCAAUUUCAUUGUAAAGAAUUCAUCGUCAAAUUUACCAAAUAGUAGAUCCAUGUUUGUUUA
Molecule: messenger RNA, 2270 nt
Organism: Cucumis melo (muskmelon)
Lineage: Eukaryota; Viridiplantae; Streptophyta; Magnoliopsida; Cucurbitales; Cucurbitaceae
Product: probable plastid-lipid-associated protein 14, chloroplastic
Exons: 14
Coding region: 188-2182 (664 amino acids)
Biological process (GO): protein phosphorylation
Molecular function (GO): ATP binding; protein kinase activity
Source: RefSeq, a predicted model, not a curated record